Molecule: messenger RNA, 6506 nt
Organism: Dama dama (fallow deer)
Lineage: Eukaryota; Metazoa; Chordata; Mammalia; Artiodactyla; Cervidae
Gene: DMBT1
Product: deleted in malignant brain tumors 1
Exons: 52
Coding region: 84-6119 (2011 amino acids)
Cellular component (GO): membrane
Source: RefSeq, a predicted model, not a curated record
UAUCCCAGAGGACACGCCUCCUGUUAACUACGAACCUAUAAAUAUCAAGGCAUUUUUACUGAGAUUGAGAAGAACCCAGCAAAAUGGGGAUCUCCACAGUCAUCCUUCAAAUAUGUCUUUUAUUGGGUCAAAUUCUAUCUGCAGCAACAUCAACAACGAGAGACACCACAGACACUGCCUUCUGGGAGUUACUCAGCUCUGUUUCUGAGUCAGAUCCUCCCAGAACACGUGAUCAAGAGAAUUUCCAGACUAUAAAUGAUGUUAUAUUUGCCACGGAGGAACUCUCAACAGUGGGCCCAACAGAAGGGAUCCAAUCGGGCUUGGCCCUGAGGCUGGUGAACGGAGGUGACAGGUGUCAGGGCCGGGUGGAGGUCCUGUACCGAGGCUCCUGGGGCACCGUGUGUGACGACGGCUGGGACACCAACGACGCCAGCGUGGUCUGCAGGCAGCUGGGCUGUGGCUGGGCCGUUUCAGCCCCAGGAAAUGCCCGGUUCGGGCAGGGCUCAGGGCCCAUUGUCCUGGACGACGUGGGCUGCUCAGGGCACGAGACAUACCUGUGGAGCUGCUCCCACAGCCCCUGGAACACACACAACUGCCAACACAGCGAGGACGCCAGCGUCAUCUGCUCGGCUGCCCAGACCCAGUCCACAGUUGUGCCAGAUUGGUGGUAUCCGACAACUAAUUAUGGAACCGAAUCGGGUUUGGCCCUGAGGCUGGUGAACGGAGGUGACAGGUGUCAGGGCCGGGUGGAGGUCCUGUACCGAGGCUCCUGGGGCACCGUGUGUGACGACGGCUGGGACACCAACGACGCCAGCGUGGUCUGCAGGCAGCUGGGCUGUGGCUGGGCCGUUUCAGCCCCAGGAAGUGCCCGGUUCGGGCAGGGCUCAGGGCCCAUUGUCCUGGACGACGUGGGCUGCUCAGGGCACGAGACGUACCUGUGGAGCUGCUCCCACAGCCCCUGGAACACACACAACUGCGGACACAGCGAGGACGCCAGCGUCAUCUGCUCGGCUGCCCAGACCCAGUCCACAGUUGUGCCAGAUUGGUGGUAUCCGACAACUAAUUAUGGAACCGAAUCGGGUUUGGCCCUGAGGCUGGUGAACGGAGGUGACAGGUGUCAGGGCCGGGUGGAGGUCCUGUACCGAGGCUCCUGGGGCACCGUGUGUGACGACGGCUGGGACACCAACGACGCCAGCGUGGUCUGCAGGCAGCUGGGCUGUGGCUGGGCCGUUUCAGCCCCAGGAAGUGCCCGGUUCGGGCAGGGCUCAGGGCCCAUUGUCCUGGACGACGUGGGCUGCUCAGGGCACGAGACGUACCUGUGGAGCUGCUCCCACAGCCCCUGGAACACACACAACUGCGGACACAGCGAGGACGCCAGCGUCAUCUGCUCGGCUGCCCAGACCCAGUCCACAGUUGUGCCAGAUUGGUGGUAUCCGACAACUAAUUAUGGAACCGAAUCGGGCUUGGCCCUGAGGCUGGUGAACGGAGGUGACAGGUGUCAGGGCCGGGUGGAGGUCCUGUACCGAGGCUCCUGGGGCACCGUGUGUGACGACGGCUGGGACACCAACGACGCCAGCGUGGUCUGCAGGCAGCUGGGCUGUGGCUGGGCCGUUUCAGCCCCAGGAAGUGCCCGGUUCGGGCAGGGCUCAGGGCCCAUUGUCCUGGACGACGUGGGCUGCUCAGGGCACGAGACGUACCUGUGGAGCUGCUCCCACAGCCCCUGGAACACACACAACUGCGGACACAGCGAGGACGCCAGCGUCAUCUGCUCGGCUGCCCAGACCCAGUCCACGGUUGUGCCAGCUACCCAGACCCAGACCAUGGCUGUGACAGAUUGGUGGCAUCCGACAACUGACUAUGGAACCGAGUCAGGUUUGGCCCUGAGGCUGGUGAACGGAGGUGACAGGUGUCAGGGCCGGGUGGAGGUCCUGUACCGAGGCUCCUGGGGCACCGUGUGUGACGACAGCUGGGACAUCACCGACGCCAGCGUGGUCUGCAGGCAGCUGGGCUGUGGCUGGGCCGUUUCAGCCCCAGGAAAUGCCCGGUUCGGGCAGGGCUCAGGGCCCAUUGUCCUGGACGAAGUGGGCUGCUCAGGGUACGAGACUUACCUGUGGAGCUGCUCCCACAACCCCUGGAACACACACAACUGCCAACACAGCGAGGACGCCAGCGUCAUCUGCUCGGCUGCACAGAUCACCUCCUCUUCUCCAGAUUGGUGGCCCGCAACAAGUACAACCACUCAGACUACCCAGACCCAGACCACGGUUGUGCCAGAUUGGUGGCAUCCGACAACUGACUAUGGAACCGAAUCGGGCUUGGCCCUGAGGCUGGUGAACGGAGGUGACAGGUGUCAGGGCCGGGUGGAGGUCCUGUACCGAGGCUCCUGGGGCACCGUGUGUGACGACAACUGGGACAUCACCGACGCCAGCGUGGUCUGCAGGCAGCUGGAAUGUGGCUGGGCCGUUUCAGCCCCAGGAAAUGCCCGGUUCGGGCAGGGCUCAGGGUCCAUUGUCCUGGACGAAGUGGGCUGCUCAGGGUACGAGACUUACCUGUGGAGCUGCUCCCACAACCCCUGGAACACACACAACUGCCAACACAGCGAGGACGCCAGCGUCAUCUGCUCAGCUGCACAGAUCACCUCCUCAACUCCAGAUUGGUGGUCCGCAACAAGUACAACCACUCGGACUGCCCAGACCCAGACCACGGUUGUGCCAGAUUGGUGGCAUCCGACAACUGACUAUGGAACCGAAUCGGGCUUGGCCCUGAGGCUGGUGAACGGAGGUGACAGGUGUCAGGGCCGGGUGGAGGUCCUGUACCGAGGCUCCUGGGGCUCCGUGUGUGACGACGGCUGGGACACCAACGACGCCAGCGUGGUCUGCAGGCAGCUGGGCUGUGGCUGGGCCGUUUCAGCCCCAGGAAAUGCCCGGUUCGGGCAGGGCUCAGGGUCCAUUGUCCUGGACGACGUGGGCUGCUCAGGGCACGAGACUUACCUGUGGAGCUGCUCCCACAGCCCCUGGAACACACACAACUGCCAACACAGCGAGGACGCCAGCGUCAUCUGCUCGGCUGCACAGAUCACCUCCUCAACUCCAGGUUGGUGGCCCCUACCAAGCACAACCACUCAGAGACCAGGAAUCAACUUCUCCACUCCAGACUGGUGGCCCCCAACAACUACAACCACUCAGAGACCAGGAAUCAACUUCUCCACUCCAGGCUCCUUUCCAAGUUGUGGCGGCUUCUUAUUCAGUGCCAGUGGGAACUUUUCCAGCCCAUUCUACCCUGGAUACUACCCGAACAAUGCCAACUGUGUCUGGGAAAUACAAGUGAACCCCGGCUACCUCAUAAACCUGGGCUUCGACAGUCUGCAGUUGGAGACACACAGUAGCUGCAGUUAUGACUAUGUUGAAAUCCUUAAUGGACCACUUAGUAGCAAUGCCUCAGCGAGGAGAAUCUGUCGUUACACCAGGGAAAUAUUCACUUCUCAUUCCAACCGAUUGACUGUUCGAUUUCGGAGUGAUGGCAGUGUCCAAAACACUGGUUUUUCUGCUUGGUAUAACUCCUUUCCAAGAAACAUCAGCUUGAGAUUGGUGAAUUGGAACUCCUCCCAUCCCACAUGUGCUGGGCGUGUGGAAAUCUACCAUGGUGGCCAGUGGGGAACAGUGUGUGAUGACAACUGGGACAUUCAAGAUGCCCAGGUGGUGUGCAGACAGCUGGGCUGUGGAUACGCAGUCUCAGCCCCAGGAAAUGCCUACUUUGGCUCUGGCUCUGGCCCCAUCACCUUGGACGACGUGGCGUGCUCAGGGGCAGAGACCAACCUCUGGCAGUGCCGGAACCGGGGCUGGUUCUCCCACAAUUGUGGCCACUAUGAAGAUGCUGGAGUCAUUUGCUCAGUUGCACAGAUCAACUCCUCCACUCCAGACUGGCGGCCCCCAACAACUACAACCACUCAGAGACCAGGAAUCAACUUCUCCACUCCAGGCUCCUUUCCAAGUUGUGGCGGCUUCUUAUUCAGUGCCAGUGGGAACUUUUCCAGCCCAUUCUACCCUGGAUACUACCCGAACAAUGCCAACUGUGUCUGGGAAAUACAAGUGAACCCCGGCUACCUCAUAAACCUGGGCUUCGACAGUCUGCAGUUGGAGACACACAGUAGCUGCAGUUAUGACUAUGUUGAAAUCCUUAAUGGACCACUUAGUAGCAAUGCCUCAGCGAGGAGAAUCUGUCGUUACACCAGGGAAAUAUUCACUUCUCAUUCCAACCGAUUGACUGUUCGAUUUCGGAGUGAUGGCAGUGUCCAAAACACUGGUUUUUCUGCUUGGUAUAACUCCUUUCCAAGAAACAUCAGCUUGAGAUUGGUGAAUUGGAACUCCUCCCAUCCCACAUGUGCUGGGCGUGUGGAAAUCUACCAUGGUGGCCAGUGGGGAACAGUGUGUGAUGACAACUGGGACAUUCAAGAUGCCCAGGUGGUGUGCAGACAGCUGGGCUGUGGAUACGCAGUCUCAGCCCCAGGAAAUGCCUACUUUGGCUCUGGCUCUGGCCCCAUCACCUUGGACGACGUGGCGUGCUCAGGGGCAGAGACCAACCUCUGGCAGUGCCGGAACCGGGGCUGGUUCUCCCACAAUUGUGGCCACUAUGAAGAUGCUGGAGUCAUUUGCUCAGUUGCACAGAUCAACUCCUCCACUCCAGACUGGCAGCCUUCAACAACUACACCCACUCAGAAUCCUGUUUACAAUGUCACCGGCCCAGCCACAGCAAAUUAUUCCUGCGGAGGCUUCCUGACCCAAUUUUCAGGGAACGUUUCCAGCCCAUUCUACCCUAGGAACUAUCCGAACAACGCCAAGUGUGUGUGGGACAUUGAAGUUCAAAACAACUACCGGGUGACUGUGGUCUUCAGAGAUGUCCAGCUGGAAGGCGGUUGUAACUACGAUUACAUCGAAGUGUACGACGGCCCGCACCACAGUUCCCCACUGCUCGCCCGGGUUUGUGAUGGGGCAAGGGGCUCCUUCACCUCAUCGUCCAACUUCAUGUCCAUCCGCUUUGUCAGCGACAUCUCCAUCACCAAGAGAGGGUUCUUGGGCGAAUAUUACUCCAGCCUUUCCAAUGGGAACACGAAGUUGCUUUGCCUGCAAAAUCACAUGCAAGCCAGAGUGAGGACGAGCUACCUCCAAUCCUUGGGCUACUCUGCCAGGGACCUCGCCAUUCCCGGCUCAGACAGAAACUACCAGUGUCAGCCCCAGAUUACAUCGAGCCAGGUGACAUUCACGAUUCCCUACUCCGGCUGUGGCACCAGCCAGCAGGUGGAUAAUGACACCAUCAUCUACUCCAACUUCCUCAAAGCGACUGCUUCAAGCGGCAUCAUCAACAGGAAGAGGGACCUCCAAAUUCACUUCAGCUGCAAGAUGCUCCGGAAUAUCUGGGUUAACACAAUCUACGUUACUAAUGACACCAUCGAGGUUGAGAACAUACAAUACAGCAAUUUUGACGUGAACAUUACCUUUUACACAUCCUCUUCAUUCCUGUAUCCGGUGACCAGCAGCCCAUACUAUGUGGACCUAAACCAGAAUUUGUACCUUCAGGCUGAAAUCCUCCGUUCUAACGCCCCCUUAGCCUUAUUUGUGGACACCUGUGUGGCAUCACCGAAUCCCAAUGACUUUACAUCUUUGACCUAUGAUCUCAUCCGGAGCGGGUGUGCGAAGGAUGAAACCUACCGAUCCUACUACCAGCCCUCGUCCAACAUCGUCCGCUUCAAGUUCAGUUCCUUCCACUUCCUGAACCGCUUCCCCUCCGUGUACCUGAAGUGCAAGAUGAUCGUGUGCAGGGCGUAUGACCCCUUCUCCCGCUGCAACAGAGGCUGCAUCGUGAGGGCCAAGAGGGACGUGGGCUCCUACCAGGAGAAGGUGGACGUCGUCCUGGGACCCAUCCAGCUGCAGCCCUCCCCCCAGAAGAGGAACCUGGACCGGCAGGUGGUGGGCACAGAGGAGGAGACGAGCACCCACGGGAGCUACCACACUGCCGCCAUUUUUGCUGGGGUCCUCGUGGUCAUGGUCGUGGCCGUGGCAGCCUUCUCACUGGGGCGGAGAGUGCUGGUGGCCCGUGCCCAGCCUCCGAGCACUAGGAUGUGAAGCAGGAGGAUGCGCGGUGCUCAGACCCAAGUCCCUGUGCUCUGGAGCCGAGUGAGGAGGGAAGAAACCAGUGGCCAGAGCUUGCUACCCAGACCACACAACUGGGUUAAACCCUGGCCUGGUGCAUGGUGGGGGUGGACGGAGGAGUGGGGUGAGAAAGAUGAGAGCGGGUUUCCCCGAAACACAGGCUAGGGGCAGGGACGAAAUGUCAGGCAAGCAGGUCGGGGACCUAAAAAUCCCGCCUGCAGCUGGAUGCUUACACACUAGGAGCACUUGUGGAUAGAAUUUCUUUUCUGACCUUUUAGGAACCAGAUUCUUUGGCCUGGGGUGUAUAUAUCUUAGUCUUUCCUUGUUAUAGGGCAAGCUGAAUAAAGAACUUUUUUCAGA